GAUGUUACCAAAAAAAAGGCCACGCGUUUCGUUGAUUCGGAAAAAUAUUUUUUCUUGAAAAUUGAAUCAAUUUUUUCUCGGUUUUUCAAUAAAUUCUUCGGUAAACAAUGAAUAGAUUAUCUUGUUUAACUUGUCAGAUAAAUUUAUCAACAUCAAAUGAUCAACGUGAACAUUAUAAAAGUGAAUGGCAUCUUUAUAAUUUGAAACGUAAAUUAAAUCAAUUAAAAUCAAUAAAUGAAGAUGAAUUUAAUCAGAUUAAAAUUAAACAUACAAUUUCGAAUAAUGAUAAUAAUGAUCCAUUGAAGAAAGAAGGGGUUGAAGAAUCAUUUUAUUGUGAUGUAUGUCGAAAAAAUUUUCUAAAUCAAAAAGCAUAUGAACAACAUAAUUCAAGUAAUAAACAUUUACGACAAAUGGAUAUUGCUGCUAGACUUUUGAAUCGAUAUCAACAUCAAAAACAACAACAGAAAAUGAAAUCAAAUGCUGAUGAUGACAAAAAACCAAAACAAAAUGACAAAGAUGAAGAAGAAGAAUUCAAUGAAUCCGAUUGGGAAGAAAUGGAUAGUGAUGAUGAUGAUGAAGAAGAAGAAAUAUUCGAAACAAUUCCUUUGAAUGAAUGUUUAUUUUGUUCACAUCAAUCCAUCGAUAUGGAAACAAAUAUUCAACAUAUGGCAACAAUACAUUCAUUUUUUAUUCCCGAUAUUGAAUAUUGUUCAAAUUUAAAAGGUUUAUUAAAUUAUCUUGGUACGAAAAUUGCCGAUGGACAUUGUUGUCUUUGGUGUAGUGAUAAUGGUAAAACAUUUUCAUCAACUAAAUCAACACAACAACAUAUGUUGGAUGUUGGUCAUACAAAAAUAAAUUUCUAUAAUCGUACUGAAUCAUUAAUAGAAUUUGAAGAUUUUUAUGAUUAUUCAUCAAGUUAUCCAACAACAAUGGAUGAUCAGACAUCGAAACAAACCGAAACCGAACAGCAACAAGAUGAUGAUGAUGAAAUAGAUUUAAAUAUAUUGGAUGAUGAUAAUUAUCAGCUACGUUUACCAUCGGGUAAAAUUAUUGGACAUCGUUCAUUAAUGAUUUAUUAUCGACAAAAAUUACGUCCACAAUCGCAACAACAAUUAGUAGCGACAACAUCAAAAUCGAAUCAUGAAUUAAUGAAUCGAAUUAAACAUGGUUAUCGUAUGAUUGGUGGUGGUGGUGGUGGUUGGAAUUGUUCGAAUGUUCGCAGUGGUAGUUCGAAUGAGUUAAUUAGCCAUCAACAACGACAACAAUUUAUACGAGAUAAACAAUAUAUUGAUCGUUUAAGACAAAAAUGGUCGGUAAAAUUAGGACAAAAAUCCAAUCAAACAUUACAAAAACAUUUUCGUUGUCAAAUGGGUUUUAAAUGAAUUUCAGAAUUUCAGAAUGCUUUUUCUUGAUUGUAAAAUCAGAUAAUUUUA
Molecule: messenger RNA, 1433 nt
Organism: Dermatophagoides pteronyssinus (European house dust mite)
Lineage: Eukaryota; Metazoa; Arthropoda; Arachnida; Sarcoptiformes; Pyroglyphidae
Product: cytoplasmic 60S subunit biogenesis factor ZNF622
Biological process (GO): ribosomal large subunit biogenesis
Cellular component (GO): preribosome, large subunit precursor
Molecular function (GO): zinc ion binding; nucleic acid binding
Source: RefSeq, a predicted model, not a curated record